AUGCGCUUGGCAGUUACGCGCCCGAUGCUAAGUCUAGGGAGUCAGUUCGUUUGCGCUGCUUGUCGACGAGCUGGAUACGAUGUGCUGCGUCAACCGGGCUUCCGGCCUCUGCAUGCAUCACCAAUCUUCCAACGGCCCCGCCGCCGGGGAUUCUUUUCCUCCAACCCGUCAUUAAUAAGCCAAUCGACACAGAAAACACAGGUGCAGAAAGAUGGCGACUUAGAGGAUUCUGUCGUCGAACCGGCAACCGCUUCUCCCGCUCAGAAGCGGAAAACUGCACGUUCCCCUGGCACGAAAACGUCGCUGCGAAGAGUUGGAUUGGAGGCUCAGAUAUCAAAGGCUGGCCUCGCGAAGCCAAGCGCGAGAUCACAUGAAGAGGUAGAACAACCACCGAAGUUGGUGACAGCGUACGCUGUUGCAGAACAAUUCGACCUGACCAAGGUUGUCGAGAUCCUUCGCAAUAAAGGCUACGAGCCCGAUCCGCUGGGUACUGGACUAUUCCCGCAAGUCAUCCAUGUCCAAGUCCCCAUCUCAUCAAUAUACCGCUCCACCAAUCCCUCUGCGAGAGAUCUUUCAUCGACAGAAGUCGGCGAUGUAUUUGUCUUCCCAUCCGGCACAGUGGUAACAUGGGCUCUACCCGACGGAUUUACCUCAUACUUUGCAACCCGCACUCUCCUCCCUGCAGCAGAUAACCCCCAUAGAGAGCCCAUCGAGACCGAGGACCUGGAUUACAUUGAAGAUCCAAGCCGUGAACACAGCCUAAUUCGCGGCGACACAAUCAUCCUGGGAACAAAGAAGUCGGAGCACCAAGAAAUCAGCCCAUCCGCAGAUCAGCAACAGGCACAGUCACAUUUCCAAACCGUUGACACAGUGCUCACCAAAAUUGCCUUCUCCUCCGGGUUCGCCCGCUCUACCAAACUUGCCGUUCUUGAGACAAACCUUUCCACUUAUCUAGCCUCCACAGCAGAUAUCCCAGCUCUCUUAGCAAAAGGUUCUCGACUCCCAUUCAAACUCUCCCGCGACUUCAUCUCCCGCAAAACAGGUCAGCUCCUUCUCCUCCGCGCGCAAUUAAACCUCUACUCUGAACUCACGGACUCUCUCCCUGAUCUUUUUUGGGACUCCCGGCACGAACUCAACCUAGAGAACUAUUACGACCAAGUUGGCCGAGCGUUGGACGUCGGAAUUAGGAUCAAAGUGUUGAAUGAAAAGAUGGACUAUGCUGCGGAGAUUGCGACUGUGCUGAGAGAAAGAUUGAGUGAGAAGCACGGGUUGUUUUUGGAGUGGACCAUCAUCGUCCUGAUCGCGAUAGAGGUUGGGUUUGAAGUCUUGAGACUAUGGAAGGAAGGCUUUUGGGAGGAAGUGGUCGAGCUGAGAAAAAGGCGUAAGACUGCGUAG
Messenger RNA from Cladophialophora psammophila CBS 110553, 1395 nucleotides. RefSeq lists its product as uncharacterized. Gene Ontology annotation, biological process: positive regulation of mitochondrial translation. The transcript has a single exon. The coding region runs from base 1 to 1395 and encodes 464 amino acids. The record is from RefSeq and is a predicted model, not a curated record. NCBI's taxonomy places the organism in Eukaryota, Fungi, Ascomycota, Eurotiomycetes, Chaetothyriales, Herpotrichiellaceae.